CUUUCUUCACGGAGAAGUUGGAGGGUUGCUUCAACAAUCGGCAUCCUCGUCUAUCUGAUACGUUCUUUCUACUUCCUCCCAGUCAUUGCUUGCAGAGUUUCCAAUGAAGUAUGACAAGGAGGACGGUGUAUCAGGGAGCAUUCCUGAGUUUGGUGCCAUCUUCAUGUCGAACAUUCAAACCAAGAAAGAAUGUUUUAGAAGAAAACUUUUAGGACUUCCUUCUACACAAGCAAACUUUGUAAAACAAGUUAAAGCCGGGAUGGUUUUGUUUCUGUUUGAAUUUGAGAGGAGAGAACUAUAUGGUGUGUUUCGGGCGUGCUCCAAUGGGGCAAUAAAUAUAGUGCCUCAUGCUUAUAGUUCAUCAGGGAAGCAGUUUCCCGCACAGGUUUGCUUUACCUCAAUUUGGUAUUGUAAUCCACUUUCUGAGCAUGAAUUUCGAGAUGCUAUUAAAGAGAAUUACUUUUCAGCAAAUAAGUUUAACUUUGGUCUGUCUGAACACCAGGUUCGUAAGCUUCUAUAUUUGUUUAACUCAAGAAAGUUAGGAAACAUGGUACCUCAAAGACGAAUUAGUAGACAUGCCAGAAAAGCAAUUGGGGAAGAUGUAAGAGUAGCUGGUGAAGAUAGGUUUGAUUUGAGACAUGAGCCAGAAAUUCUUUUUGAGGAAGAUGGUCAUGUCCCAGGCAUAAAUGCCAGAAGACCAGAAGAUAACCGCUUUCUGAAGAGAGAUGGAAUAGAGAAUGGAUCUAAUGUGGGAAUUUGUCCUGGGUUUGACAUAUUAACCAAGCAUGAUGACAACUUUCUGAAGAGAGAUGGGAUAGAGAAUGGAUCUAAUGUGCGAAUUUGUCAUGGGUUUGACAUAUUGACCAAGCACUCAGGGGCGUCUUUAGGUAAGAGAAGAAGAGACAGUGACUGCUCGUCUUCAAUGCAAGAUAAAAUAGAAUAUGGUUGUAAUGUAGAUGGCAGUUGUGGAGAGGGCAUUGGCAUCAACCGCCCAGGAGACUGGUUUGAAUCAGGGAGAAUGGGUGAAGAUAGACAGUUUUUACACAGUGACAGAGUCGGAGCAGAACAUAUGGACAGCAAUAUUUCACCAAUUGUUACACCAGAGUACCGAUGGAAUCCUUGGGAUGAAGUAAGCAGAGCCACUGAUAAUGGCAGGAGAGAUAAACACUCUUGGCAGAAGGAUUUUAGGUUGGCUGCAUUGACUGGUCACCCUGAGAAUCCUGCAAUCAGAGCAACUGAUCGUAGCUGGCCUUUUGUGGGUAGUAGGAUGCGAAGUGACCCCAAUGAGGACAAUUACGGUGAGGCAAACACCUCAGCUGUUAACCAUGUGAAUCCCUUGUGUAAAGUGGAAAGAAAAAGUGUCGAUCGUGAAUCUUUUGUACAUCAUGUUGAUGGCCGUAUCAUGCCGAGCUUAUUAAUGAAAAGAACAACUGAUAACAGCAAGCUUUUGAUGAGUGAGAUGCCAGAAACCCCAACUGAAUGUUAUGUGAACCAUCACGAUUUUGUGAGAAGAUCAAAUGAUUCUGACAGGUUCUUGGCUGGCAUUGCUAGGGAGAGUGAACAUGACACGAACAAUGGUCUUAGGUCAGUCAUUCCAAAUGUGGGUUCUCGGUUACAUUUGGAUAGAAUAAGACAAGCUGAUGAAGGUAGAUUCUUGAAGAGUGACAAAGUUGAUACUGCCUACAAUUCAGAAAAUUUUUAUGUGCCGCCGUCAUGUAGUUACACUGACUUAUUUCAGUCAAGGGCAGGGCGAAGUUUGUCAUGCUCAAGCAAGUCCAUAUUAGAAGCAGAACGAACUUUGCCUUUAGGCAAGCCCAUACUGGAAACAGAUUAUUCAUUAGGUCACGGGCAGCAUAAUGUCUUUUCUGCAUGCCCUCGUUCUGUGGGGCAAUCAUAUUGUGAUGCGAAGGUUGUUCCUUAUGAUCCUGAAGUCCCUGGCUGUCAUUAUAAAAGUUCAUCUGUUGUGGUUGAUAGCGGUUUGCACUCAUUGCAAGAUUUUCCUCCUAAUGACAAUCCUGUCAGCAAUCACUAUGCUAGUCCUACAGAAUGGUCAUCACAAUGUUGCAUAGAGGAUGAAUAUUUCCGUCAGCACCUUCAUGCUUCUGAUUCGUGCAGAACUAAAAACUGCUUGUUAAGUGCUGAAUAUUUCGGAAAGAUGGAACCAGAAGCUGCUGGUCACAAGAUCUAUAAAGAUUCACAGUUCUCAGAGUCCAAGUCAGAUCAAAUACCUUUUCCGAGGAUAUCUGAUGGCCGAAAUCUGCACCCUCUUAUUGAAUUUGAUAAGCAUGCAGUUGGAUCUCAAGGCAGAUUUGAUAAUAACAUUCCAGAUUAUGAUCCUAAUCGAGCAUUUAGCAUUGAUGACACUUUAUCAUUUGACAAGAAUAAGGGCCGGUUUCAUUUCUGUCCAUCUGAUGAAAUGUGGAGUGGUUUUAAAAAUAUCAAGCGCCGCCAAAACGGGAAGGCCAUGGGCAAAGGUACUAGAAGUGAGAGAACUAGUGUUUUUACUCGUUUGACUCCAGCUUCAGAAGGGCAUGCACAAGAGAGUGAAUCUUACAUGAGCUUUGAUGAUUGUGAUAUGGAUGCAAAUGUUGAUCACGUCAUGAAUGCACUAUGCAAGUCCAUGGGUCACAGGACCACAAAAAGGAUGAGAAACUUGCGAAGUCCUAAGACCAAGGACAGGUUUCACAAAGAAAUGGAGAGAGAUGGAUCGCCAAUGAUGGCUACGAAGAUGCAAAAUUACAUUGCACAAAUUGAAGAGAAUAGCAACCAAAUACCUGAAGAAACACGACUAGUGGAAUUUAAACGCCGGAGUGAAAGCAAGGCCAAGCAAAAAGGGACUGAGAUAAAAAGUUCUGCUGAGACUGUGGAGGAGUAUGGGAUAAAAGGUUCUGUUCAGAAACAGGAGGAGGACAGCGGCGUGGCACAGUACAAGUGCAGAAAGUUGGUUAGGCCAACUUUUGAUAAAAAAGAAGAGUCGAAUGAAGGUUCAAAUGCUAGGGAAAAUACUGAUUGUAAACGCAUGAAGUUGGUCAUGCCAACUUUUGAUAAAAAAGAUGAGUUGAAUGGAGGUCCAAACGCGAAGGUAAUACCUGAGAGUAAGCGCAGAAAGUUGGUUAGACCAACUUUUGGCCAAAAAGAAAAGUUGAAUCAAGGUUCGAAUGCCAGGGCAAAUACUGAGAGCCGAGAUGAGUUGGUUAGACGCUGUGAAAAUGGUAAGUCGGCACAAAAUGGGCAUCCAACCGAUCCAUUGAGAUGUGAAACGAGUAAUCCGAGUGCAGCCAGUUGAAAUUGCACAGUAGGAACUUUUUUGUUUUUGCUUUUUUUUUUUUUUUUGGGCGGGGGGGGUGGAGGGCUUCGACGAGUUUUAAGGAAGGCAGAUUUUGUUGGCCUUUGUGCCAAAUGACAGGUUUUUUGCAACUGUUUUUGACAAAAUUACAGAGUCGGGCUCUCUUAUUCGGAGACAUGCAAAGGCAGGUAUAGAGCUAUUUGUGCAUAUGUAGUGUGCGAUAAUAUGCAUAGAAGGUAGAAGGUUUGGAACCAUCGACGGAAAUAUGACAUUGUCUAUGUCCGUCCAUGACUGUUCUGUUGCAAGAAUCGCAAGCCAAUGCAAAGUCGAGUCCUUUUGUAAGUGGUAUUCCAUAGUCUGUUUGUCCCCUAAUUGGGUACGUAUUUUUCCUUUCGGCUUAGGGAUGGUGGGGGUGAGGAUUUGGACUGACACCCGUCGCCCCCUCCCCUCCCCGCCCUUCGUCCCAAUCAGGGUCUUCUUCAAAAUGGUUUUUUUAGUUUCAAUUCUCUAUUUUAA
Messenger RNA from Diospyros lotus (date-plum), 3802 nucleotides. RefSeq lists its product as uncharacterized. The record is from RefSeq and is a predicted model, not a curated record. The transcript is spliced from 4 exons. Lineage: Eukaryota; Viridiplantae; Streptophyta; Magnoliopsida; Ericales; Ebenaceae. Bases 104 to 3286 code for a protein of 1060 amino acids.